Molecule: messenger RNA, 1500 nt
Organism: Colletotrichum chrysophilum
Lineage: Eukaryota; Fungi; Ascomycota; Sordariomycetes; Glomerellales; Glomerellaceae
Exons: 4
Coding region: 1-1500 (499 amino acids)
Molecular function (GO): flavin adenine dinucleotide binding; oxidoreductase activity, acting on CH-OH group of donors
Source: RefSeq, a predicted model, not a curated record
AUGUCGUUGUGGGACUUCAUCGUCGUUGGCGGUGGCCUUGCCGGCUCGGUCAUUUCCAACCGUCUCCUUCACAAGGAUCCUACUCUGCGGAUCCUCCUGGUUGAAGCUGGCCCCAGCGUCAAUGGUCUCGAGGCCAUCGCCUACCCCAACACCAGUACUGGGGCCGGAAGUGAUCUCGAUUGGGGUUAUGCUUCUGUCCCACAGGUAAACCUCGACAACCGCUCAAUUGCCUCUCCGGCUGGAAAGGCUCUUGGAGGAGGAACAGCCAUCAAUGGACUUCCUUACAUGAAGUUGACCGAGAAGUUCUUCGACACCAGCAUCAACCUUUCUCAGCACGGCUCCAACGGCUCCAUGGUUAUCCAGGGCGUUACUCCCAUGAACCGUCAGUUCCCUAUGCGCGAAAAGCUGGCGGAGUCCUACGAAGCCCUCGGUGUCUCUGCUCUGCCGCAACUUGAUGCCAACGCGGGAAACCCUAUUGGGUACGGUGACCUGCAAGAGAACCGAGCAGAGGGCCGCAGACAACUCUCAUCAGAGGCCUUCCCUUUGGAUGGGGUCACCGUUCUGACGAACACCAUGGUUAAGCAAAUUCUCGUCGAAAAGCGUCUAAAUAGUAGCUCCGUUGUUGCAAAGGGCAUCCGCCUGCAGAACGGAACAGAGUACCUCGGCCACAAGACGAUCCUCACCGCGGGUGCCUACCGCACUCCUCAGCUGUUGAUGCUCUCCGGCGUCGGGCCCCGCCGAGAAUCUCAAGAAGCAUGGCAUCGAGCCUGGAAGGUCAAGAACGUCUCCGAGGGCUGGGCUUAUGAGUCGGAAAACCCCCUUUUCAAGGAGCCUCAGUACGGGCUAGGCAACAAGAUUGAUUUCCUCGCCACGACUACCCUGCCCAAAGAAGGUCUCGCCGCUGCCAUCGCGGAAGAUGAGGGCAUCGAGCCAGGCCCAGAUCAUCCCCUGCUCCGUCAGGACCGGGCACAUGUCUCUCACUCCCUGCAGUACAGCGGCGCUUCAACAGACGGCUCCGCUAUGCUGAUGCUGUCCAUCGUUCUUAUUGACACCUCGCGGGGUUCCGUGGGCAUCUCGUCGGCGAACAUUAGCGACUACCCUGUCAUUGGCCCCAACUACCUCAGCACGGCAGUCGACAGACACGCUGUGCGCGAAGCUCUUAAGUUUGACACCAGGCUCCUUGGAAGCGAUGUCACGCCAGUUGGUCGUGAUAUCCUCGAUGGCGAGUUGGCAGCUGAUGCGCCACUUACGGUGGACUCUGCUGACGAGGCAUUCGCUGCCCGGGCUCGGCAAGUGGCAGGUUCUUGCUUCCACCCGAGCGGGACUGCUGCCAUGGGCAAGGUCGUCAAUACUGACCUCAGUGUCAAGGAUGUCGACGGUCUCUUCGUUGCGGAUUCGUCCAUCUUCCCAAGGUCUAUUUCCGCCAACUUACAGGUUGCCAUGUACGCCUUGGCGCUCCAGGCAGCCGAUAUCAUUGGGGGUCACGAGAGCGAAUGUUGA